Messenger RNA from Salarias fasciatus (jewelled blenny), 513 nucleotides. Its product is annotated as protein shisa-like-2A. The transcript is spliced from 3 exons. The record is from RefSeq and is a predicted model, not a curated record. NCBI's taxonomy places the organism in Eukaryota, Metazoa, Chordata, Actinopteri, Blenniiformes, Blenniidae. Bases 1 to 513 code for a protein of 170 amino acids.
AUGAGCGCUGAGUGCAGCGGCUACCGCAGCGCGAGCGGCGUCCUCGUGGACGCCUUUUCCUGCCCCAAACCGGGAGGCGCGCCGGUCGCGGUCUACUGCUGCGGGUUUAACGACGCCAAGUACUGCUGCGACGACCCCAACAGCUUUUUCCCCUAUGAGUAUGGAUAUAUGUGGUGGCUGAGCAUUGGAGCUCUGGUCGGCCUGUCCAUUGCGGCGGUCGUCCUCCUUGCCUUCCUCAUCACGGUGUGUGUCCUCUGCUACCUCUUCAUCUCCACCAAACCCAGUCGUCUUGACAACGGCCUGCCGCUCAGAGCUCCAGGAGGAGACUCCAGCGAGGGACCCAGCCAUGUGACGGUGACGUGCACAUCUGGUCCCCAGGGGUUCAGAAAACACUUCAUGAGCAGGAAGUUGGACUGUGAUAACCAGCCGUCAGACCCGGAGCGUGUUUUCCAGAGGUGUUUCACUGCUACGGUCACGGGUGUGAAGGUGGACAGCCCGUCAUUAGGCCACUGA